This is a messenger RNA of Odocoileus virginianus texanus, 2685 nucleotides long. RefSeq names its product proprotein convertase subtilisin/kexin type 4 (gene PCSK4). Gene Ontology annotation, cellular component: trans-Golgi network; Golgi membrane. Gene Ontology annotation, biological process: peptide hormone processing. Gene Ontology annotation, molecular function: serine-type endopeptidase activity. The record is from RefSeq and is a predicted model, not a curated record. NCBI's taxonomy places the organism in Eukaryota, Metazoa, Chordata, Mammalia, Artiodactyla, Cervidae.
CAUGCGGCCCGCCUGUACUGCGCUCUGUCUGCACCUGACCUUGGCCCUGGGCCUGGCGCUCGUUGGCCCCAUGGCUGUGGGGUGGGCCUCGACCCGGGCCCCCAUCUAUGUCAGCAGCUGGGCCGUGCGGGUGUCCCAGGGUUACCAGGAGGUCGAUCGCCUGGCGCGUAAAUUCGGCUUCGUCAACUUUGGGCAGAUUUUCCCUGACGGGCAGUAUUUCCAUCUGCGGCACCGGGGCGUGGUCCAGCAGUCCCUGACCCCGCACUGGGGCCACCGCCUGCGCCUAAAGAAAGACCCUAAGGUGCAGUGGUUCCAACAGCAGACAGUGCAGAGGCGGGUGAAACGCUCCCUGGUGGUGCCCACGGACCCCUGGUUCUCCAAGCAGUGGUACAUGAACAAUGAGAUGCAGUCAGACCUGAACAUCCUGCAGGUCUGGAGCCAGGGGCUGUCGGGCCAGGGUGUCGUGGUCUCCGUCCUGGAUGAUGGCAUCGAGAAAGAUCACCCAGACCUCUGGGCCAACUACGAUCCCCUGGCCAGCUAUGACUUCAAUGACUAUGACCCAGACCCCCAACCUCGAUACACACCCAGCGAUGAGAACCGGCAUGGGACCCGCUGUGCCGGGGAAGUGGCGGCGAUGGCAAACAACAGGUUCUGUGGUGCAGGUGUCGCCUACAACACCCGCAUCGGAGGUGUGCGCAUGCUGGAUGGCACCAUCACUGACGUGAUCGAGGCCCAGUCGCUGAGCCUGCAGCCACAGCACAUCCACAUCUACAGCGCCAGCUGGGGCCCCGAGGACGACGGCCGCACGGUGGACGGCCCAGGCAUCCUCACCCGAGAAGCCUUCAGGCGUGGCGUGACCAAGGGCCGAGGCGGGCUGGGCACCCUCUUCAUCUGGGCUUCAGGCAAUGGAGGCCUGCACUACGACAACUGUAACUGCGAUGGCUACACCAACAGCAUCCACACGCUCUCGGUGGGCAGCACCACCCAGCAAGGCCAUGUGCCCUGGUACAGUGAGGCCUGCGCCUCCACACUCACCACCACCUACAGCAGCGGUGUCGCCACAGACCCUCAGAUCGUCACCACAGACCUGCACCACCAGUGCACGGACAAGCACACAGGGACCUCGGCCUCUGCCCCGCUGGCAGCGGGCAUGAUCGCUCUGGCUCUGGAGGCCAACCCACUUUUGACAUGGAGGGACAUGCAGCAUUUGGUGGUCCGGGCAUCCAGGCCCGCGCAGCUGCAAGCAGAGGACUGGAGGACCAAUGGCGCUGGGCGCCGAGUGAGCCACCACUAUGGCUACGGGCUGCUGGACGCUGCACUGCUGGUGGGCAUGGCUCGCUCCUGGCUGCCUACGCAACCCCAGAAGAAAUGUGUCAUUCAUAUUGUGCACACCCGCACCAGGCCAGCAGGAGAGGCCCUGGCCCCCAGCCCCAUCCUGCCAGUCAUGCGCGUGAGGAAGAAUGUGUCGGCCUGCGCCGGCGACCCCAACUCCAUCCGCUCGCUGGAGCACGUGCAGGUGCAGCUGUCCCUGUCCUACAGCCGCCGUGGGGACCUGGAGAUCUCCCUCACCAGCCCCAUGGGCACCCGCUCCACCCUCGUGGCCAUCAGACCCUUUGACAUCAGCAGUCAAGGCUACAACAACUGGAUCUUCAUGUCCACCCACUUCUGGGAUGAAGACCCGCGGGGCUUGUGGAUCCUGGGCCUGGAGAACAAGGGCUACUAUUUCAACACAGGGACGCUGUACCGCUACACGCUGCUGCUCUAUGGGACGGCUGAGGACAUGACGGCGCGGCCCUCUGGCCCCCAGGUGACCAGCAACGCGUGCGUGCAGAGGGACACAGAGGGGCUGUGCCAGGAGUGCCACAGCCCCGCCUACAUCCUGGGCCACCUUUGCCUCGCCUACUGCCCGCCAAGAUACUUCAACCACACCCAGCAGGCGGUGACCGCUGGACCCAGGCGCUCAGCUGCGCCUGCCAUGCAGGUCUGCUCCAGCUGCCACUCAUCCUGUUACACCUGCCGAGGCAGCUCCCCGCUGGACUGCACUGCCUGCCCUCCGCAGUCCGUGCUGGACGAGCAGCAGGGCUCUUGCUCUGGACCCUACCCCCCUGAGGGCCAUUCCCACUCCACGGCAACUGCCCGCCCCUCCCACCAUGGCCCAGCCCAGGCUGUGGUGCUGUCCCUGCUGGCCAUGGCAUUUGGGAGCCCCCUCCUCUGCCAUGUUCUGCUCAUGGGCUGCCUGCUGCCAUGGAUGGGACCCCCUAGGACAGGGGACCACUCCAGACCCUGCAGCAGGCUGGAACCCAGAACCGGCUGACAAAGACAGCCAGCAUGCACCUCUGCUCGAGCCCUGGUGGGCACCCCCAUCCUACUGUCCAGACUGGCGCCCCAUAGGAACCUGCCCCGGGAAGGCCCUGGCAGCCUCGGAGGCACAGGCCAGGGGUGGCCAUGUGGGAUCCUGCACCCCGGAUUUGGCAAGUCAAGGUCAAAGAGAGAGAGAGAGAAGUCUCAUUGCAUAGUUUGGGUGGUGUGGGUGGGGAGGUGGGGAACCAGGCUGGAGGCCGAUAUCACUUCCCUGUCCCAAGAGUGGAGGGAGGGAGAGACAGAGCAGAUGACACUGUCCAGAGUCUCCUCUUGGGCACUUCAUCCUCUGCGCAGAAUUUGCAAAUAAAGGUUGAAUAGAAGGUG